Messenger RNA from Ctenopharyngodon idella (grass carp), 4304 nucleotides. It is a transcript of the gene six4a, whose product is annotated as SIX homeobox 4a. The record is from RefSeq and is a predicted model, not a curated record. Gene Ontology annotation, cellular component: transcription regulator complex; nucleus. Lineage: Eukaryota; Metazoa; Chordata; Actinopteri; Cypriniformes; Xenocyprididae. Bases 564 to 2483 code for a protein of 639 amino acids. Gene Ontology annotation, molecular function: DNA-binding transcription factor activity, RNA polymerase II-specific; RNA polymerase II cis-regulatory region sequence-specific DNA binding. Gene Ontology annotation, biological process: regulation of transcription by RNA polymerase II. The transcript has 3 exons.
CAUGUCUUCUUUUUAUUAAAUAAAUAAGUAGCCUAAAUAAAUAUCGGUUUGGUUGUAGGCUAUUAUAGGCUAUAACAAUAAUUGUAGAAACUAAGUUUUUACGAAGUUUUUAAGAGGCAUUACCAAAAAGAAAAAAGAAAUAAGGGGUAGGGCUUGUCGUUUUGUAAAUGCCUGUAUCGUUUGAAGUGUUGUAUGAGAAGUCUGAGUCUGUUCAGAGUAAGCUCAGAGUAAACACACAGCAGCACACAAAAGGCUCGAAUGAGAUCUCACCUAUAGCGCAGGUGAGCUGCGGGAGCGCGUCACGGCUGAGUGACACAUUCAUUUUAAUAGUUUCGCCUUGAAGCUGCGUUCGCCCCGCCCCUUUCGGAAUUUCUUGUAGCCAAUCAUGUGUCCAACCCCCCAACCAUCGGGCUGAGAAGUCACGCUGCCGGAGCGAAAGGGGAAAGCUAUCCACUUACAAAGAACCCGAUAUCACUCGCAUGGCGCACGGGUAACCUGAUCAGCUUGGGCAGAAACGAGGCGGGGUGACGGACUAAAGGAAUCUGAGGAGAAGAAUAAAAACAAUGUCUGUUUCCUCUAGUGAAGUGACAGUGGCAGGCGACAUCAAAAAGGAAAAUGUGAAGUACACGGAGACUCUCGAGAGCUCCACGGACAGUCGGGGGCACGUCAAACUCCUGACUCUGGACACUCCGGUGGCCGCCGGGAUGCUCGUCGGGCAGCAACAGCAGCAGACCUCUCCACCGGAGCGCAAGAUGCCCACUAUGGACUCUUUGUCUGCGCACACUUCACCCGCAGCAACCGCGAGCUCGUUGGCUUUCUCACCGGAGCAGGUUGCGUGUGUUUGCGAAGCGCUUCAGCAGGGGGGCAACGUGGAUCGACUCGCCCGGUUUCUGUGGUCUCUCCCGCAGAGCGACUUAUUGCGCGGUAACGAGAGUAUCCUCCGCGCUCAGGCGCUGGUGGCCUUCCACCAGGCGCGCUACCAGGAGCUUUACAGCAUCUUGGAGAGCCACAGCUUCAGCCCCUCGUGCCACUCUGCCCUCCAGGACUUAUGGUACAAAGCCCGGUACACGGAGGCGGAGAAGGCCCGUGGUAGACCGCUAGGCGCAGUGGAUAAAUAUCGCCUGCGACGCAAGUUUCCCCUGCCCCGGACCAUUUGGGAUGGAGAGGAGACGGUGUACUGCUUCAAAGAGCGCUCCAGGAACGCGCUGAAGGACCUCUAUAAGCAGAACCGGUACCCGUCCCCGGCCGAGAAGAGGAAUCUGGCCAAGAUCACAGGACUGUCCCUGACACAAGUCAGCAACUGGUUCAAAAACAGAAGGCAGAGAGACAGAAACCCGUCAGAGGCGCAGUCCAAAAGCGAGUCAGAUGGAAAUCACAGUACGGAGGAUGAGAGCAGUAAAGGUCAGGAGUCUCUGUCCCCAUGUCCCAUGUCGACCUGUGCUGAUGGGACGGUGGGUAAUGCAGUUGUGCCUCUCUGCUCUGGAGCUCUUGAGGCCGGGGUUAUCGUCCAGCAGGUUGGAGACAGCAGGAACUCUGUCUCGUCAUCAUCCGUCAUCUUUAAUGGAGUCUCAGUCAACACGCCCGCCUCUGUUUUCCACAACGGCACCCCUUCAUUUCUCUCCACCACAGGACAUGUCCUCUUCAGUGGUAUGAACUUGGGACUCCAGUCGCUGGCUUGCAGAUCAGUGGCAGAUGUGGAGAUGGAUGGUGCAGGACAGGAUAAAAGGUUAACGGCAGACCCUGCACUGGUGUACCCCUCAUUUCACUGCAGUGUGAAUGGGACAGAUGUAGAGGUGAAAGCAGAGGAUGUUAGGCAGGAUGUGUCAGUUCAGGACCAGAACACGUCCAUUAGUUCGCCGUUCACUGUCACCUCGUCUGAUGGCUUGCAGCUUGAAGGUUACAACUUGGUUCCUGAAGCCAAUGGGACCUCACUGCUGAGCAACAAGAUGGUACUUCCUCCCUUGCAACUCCCAUCAUCUUCUUCACCCUCAUCAGUUACACAAGGUGUUGUUGAUGGCAGUUCUCCUGCUCCCGCCUCUCUAUGUCACCUCCGGGUGGAUGGGCAGGACAGGCUGCAGCUGACCUCUCUCGAGCCCAGCGCGGCACUCUACGGCCUGGCUAGCAUACACACACUGUCUGCUGUAAAGAAGGAACCUUUGGAGACUCCUGGUGGAUACCUUUACCACCUGGGUUACUCCCAUGACCCCACCCACAGCUCCCCCACCUCACUUAACAACACCAUGACAACGACCCAGCAAGACUACACUACUCUCACAGUGAGCACACCCUUACUCGCCCAAACGGACCUUACUGGCGAGUUCAGAGGUCAUGAAGCCCAGAUGACUUCGAGCCUAAAUGGAGACUUCCUAUGUGCGGUUUCAGAGGGAGGGAAGGGACAGAUGAGAGAAGUGGAGGAAGAAGAGGAAAAACAUCUGACAAAACUAAAAACAGUCCAUAUAGAGGAAGAGAUGACUGACCUUUGAACUUAAUAGGAGAAGUAGGUAAAAUACUUUUUACUGAAAUCACAACAUUAUUUUGGAUUAUUGAUUGAGUUUUUUAUGUUUUCAGCCUCUAAAUAUUCUAUUGUUUUUUUUGUUUUUUUUAAUGUAAGUAUUAAAUUAUUUUGGUGAAUCUGACUCCAGUUUGGUUUGGAGAACCUAUGCAAAGUUUAUUUGAAGAAUACAGUUUUUGAAAGUGUUUGUUUUUGUCUUUCCACACACAGAUAACGUUUUCAACUAUACUCUAUGAAUAGUUAUGUAUAACAGGGGUUUUCAAACAAGAGAGUAGGGUGUCCAUGGAAAAGUUUACAGAAAAAUCUAGUGUAAAUAAAUAAAUAAAUAAAUAAAUAAAUAAAUAAAUAAAAAUAAAUAAAUAGUAAAAUAAAAGUUCACAGAGAAAAAAUUUUUUUUUUUAAAAAGUUUCAGUUAUGCUUUCAUUUAUUUCAUAUAAAGACUGGAUGAAAAUCACAAGAUCAAUCAUAAUUAUUUUAUUAUUUAUGUUUCUCUACAUCUAACUAAACUGGUGGGUAGAAUAUAAUAGAAACAUUUUUUCAGAUAAUUUAUAAUAUGUGUACAACAUUAUCUAAUACUAAAAUAUUAUAUUAGAAAUUUGGUCUUUAUACCUAUAACAUAUAUAGCUGCUUUUUAUAUUUUAGGAAUUGGAUCCCUUUCCAAGGGAAUUAUCAUUUGGAAUGACCCAUGGUAUCAAAACGUUUGAAAACCCCUGGUAUAUAAAAUUAUAUAUAUACAGUCAAACCAAAAAUUAUUCAGACAUUUUUGAUAUUUGAUAUAUUUUUACUAGUGGGUGCAGGACACUAUAGUUCAUUUAUGUAAGCGAGGAUAGCAAAAUAAAGUAAACUGUGACAUAUUAUACCCAAAAAUUAUCCAUACAGUGGACUACCAGUAAAAGUGAUACAAAUUUGUAACCAAAAAUUAUUCAGACACUUUGACCUGAUCAUGUUUUGCUUAACUGUUAUCUGACAUAAUUAAGAUUAAUUUUUUCUGACACAGUUUAACUCUGAGAUAUUGUCAUAUUUUAUUACCAUUUUUUUAACUAUAGUGAAUAAACUGUAUUAGUGAAUGAAAUGUUCAAAGUGUCUGAAUACAUUUUGGUUUGACUGUGUAUAUAUAUUCAUAUUUCCUCCAUAUUCCUUCUAUUUCAUUCUAUUUUAAGAGUUUACAUUAAUUUUUGAGCUACAGGUAGCAGACAGCUCUUAUUUUCUCUCUGUCGCUCCCUCUUACAGUGGGGAGUGUGGACAUAUGUGUGUUUUAUGAGAGUCACCUGCUAGUUUCUGCCAAGAAGAGUUGAGGUUAGCAGACAGGUGGACGUCUGGUCAUGUGUCAUCUGAGUCGAACCUUAAAGGUCACGUCCCUACGGAAACACACAUGCACAGACACACUUUAUUCCCAUGCAGAUUAAAAAUACAAAAUCUGUGACAAUCUUCAUGGCAUUGUCAUGGUCACUACGUUGACUGCAUCUUCCAAUUACAAUAAUAAUAUGCAAAUGAUAUGCACUGUAGCUAUCAAUACAAAUCCACAAUGUUUGCUUAUACAAAUUAAGGGAUGAGUCAGAAUGGUUGGUAAUUGACAGCUUGCCACAGAUGCUGGAAAGUUUAGGGUGUUAUCAGUACACAAAAUAUACUAAAAACUACUUGAUUCAUUUGAGAUGCAAACAGUUUUGAGUUCACAAUAUGGGUAACUUAAAGGGAUAGUUCACCCAAAAAUGAAAAUUCUGUCAUCAUUUACUCACCCUCAAGUUGUUCCAAUCCUGUAUAAAUUUCUUUGUUCUGCUGGACACAAAGGAAG